CCUGCUCCGCGGCCGCCGCCGCUUCCCGCUCGCCGGCCCGGGGUAGUCCCGCGCGGGGCCCGGAUACGGCCGCGCACUCCUCCCAGGCGCCGCGGAGCAACCAGGUUGGAGACGCCCGCAGUCGGCGCUGUCCUCUCCCCGGCCCGAGCAUGAAGGUCGAGUUUGCGCCGCUCAACAUCCCGCUGGCGCGGCGGCUGCAGACGGCCGCGGUGCUGCAGUGGGUCCUGUCCUUCCUGCUGCUCGCACAGGUGUGUGUUGGCGUCAUCGUGAUACUGAUCGUGUAUAACUAUUGGUUCCUCUACGUCCCUUAUGUGACAUGGCUUUACUUUGACUGGAGUACCCCAGAGCAAGGAGGCAGGAGGUCCAACUGGGUCAGAAGUUGGACCGUUUGGAGGUAUUUUAAGGACUAUUUUCCAAUUCACCUCAUCAAAACUUGGGAUUUGGAUCCAAGUCACAACUAUAUAUUUGGGUUUCACCCCCAUGGAGUGCUUGUUGCUGGAGCCUUUGGAAAUUUUUGUACAAAUUAUUCGGACUUCGAGGAGCUGUUUCCUGGCUUCACCGCGUAUCUUCAUGUGCUUCCAUUUUGGUUCCGCUGUCCGCUCUUUCGAGAAUAUCUGAUGACUAGUGGGUCAGUCUCAGUUUCUAAGAAAAGUGUGACCCAUGUGCUGAGCAAGGAGGGAGGUGGAAACAUUUCAGUCAUUGUUCUUGGGGGUGCAGAAGAAUCACUGGAUGCCCAUCCUGGAAAAUUCACUCUGUUCAUCCGCCAGCGGAAAGGAUUUGUUAAAAUUGCUUUGACCCAUGGCGCGUCCCUGGUCCCGGUGUUUUCUUUUGGAGAAAAUGAACUAUUUAAACAAGUUAACAACCCUGAAGGCUCAUGGCUUCGGACUGUGCAGGAGAAGCUACAGAAGAUCAUGGGGUUCGCUUUGCCGCUGUUCCACGCCAGAGGAAUUUUUCAAUACAAUUUUGGCCUGAUGCCCUAUAGGAAACCUAUCCACACUGUUGUUGGCCGCCCAAUCCCUGUUCAUCAGACUCUGGACCCGAGCACGGAGCAGAUUGAGGCAUUGCAUCAGACCUAUUUAGAAGAGCUGAGGAAAUUAUUUGAGGCACACAAAAGGAAGUACGGUAUUCCUGAGCACGAAACUCUCAUUUUUAAAUAACUAUACUCUAAGAAGGCAUACGAGAGGAUGAGAGAACAUCCCAUUGGGGGGAUACAUAAUUUUUAUCUUUGACUCUGGAAUCAGAAUUGCAACUGGAAAAUAUUAUUUAUGGUGACAGAUGUUGAUGUGUAUCCGUGGGAAAUAAAAAUACAGUGGGUGACUGUCAGAAAAUGUUGGACAUGACUAUAACCCUUGUAAUAAUUCUCCUCAUUUGGGAAGAUGCAGUCAUUUUAUGGGUUAAGAAGAGGUUUAGGAUUAUUCAUGUGCUCAAAAAAUAUAUAACAGUUUCAAAAAAUGAUUAGACCCUUUUACCAAAAUCACAAGAAUUUAAGGUGGUAUUUUCACUAAGUAUGACAGCUUUUGUUUAGCACAGCUGGAACAGUUAGGAGACAGUGUGUAAACUAAUUUUCCAUAUCAAGCUAGAGGAGAUCAUUUCUUCUUUUUUUUUCUUUUUCUGCUUGAACAGACCAUUUUUUUGGUGAAUGAUGUUACUUUUCAGAGUUAGAUAAUUUGAUCCUUUAGGUCACAUCAACAAACGCAUUUUUAUACAGUAGUGCAGAAUUUUUAUGCAGGUUUUGAAAUAGGCUGAAUCCACCAUCUGGAAACCCAUGUGGAUGAGAGCAUGUCUCCUCAUUUCUAUUCAUGCUUAGAAAUAUUCAUGCUUGUCAUUUGCUUAGAAGUAUGUUCAUUUGCUAUAGACAAGGAGGUCUUUUGGGAGACAUGCUUCAGAACAUUAAAUUUCCAAAAGGUUUUCAUGGUAAUAGAAAUGGUUUUAAUUUUCUUCCCAAAUGGCCUCUUUGAGUAAGACCAGCUAUGAAAGAAAGUGCCCUCUCUGGUUGUGAUGUGUCCAGUUACAGCUGUCUGGUCCGGGAGAGUAGGAACCCUGUUCCUCAGUCCACUGACCUCUCCCUAGUGCCUGGGUCAGGCACAAGAUCAAGUACUUGUUUAGUGAAUGUGUUUAUAGAUGAACCCACAAACCAACUUUGCCUCAAGGUGAAGAAUUUUUAAAGCUUUAUUUACCAUGGGAGGGUCCUAUUAUAAGAAGGAGAGAAUACGCUGGGUCUCUUUGUCUCAGGACAGUAAUUGACAAGUAAGUCAAAUAAGUCUUGUCAAUUACUGUAAGGAAGAAGAAUGUCUAGUUUCCAAAUGAUCUCCAUCGCGGCUGGUUACUUCUCUCCCUCCUCCACUCUAGGUAUUUGCGGGCAACUUCACUGAGUUCUAAUUUACUAGUCAUGUAGCUUCAGGCCUCUGAUUUUUAAAACAUCAACUUCUGGGCUAGAACCUGGACUGAGGUCAGCAUCAGCCAGACAGAAUCAUGCUGGGUAAUGCCUUGAGUAGGAAAGCAUUUCACACAGGAAAAAAUGACCCCCUCUUCUUGGUCCCAUUUGAGGUUGUUUUGGCCAGCAUCACUUUGGUUCACGCUGGUUGAGCAAUCCAGGAGUCAACUGACACGUGGCCUUGAAAUUAGAUAAAUUUUUUAAUCGAAGCCGGGAAUAGGGCACCACCUAUUUUUAAUAGAUGCAGAAAAUUUGACUAUGAAUCCUUUUUUGGUAUUACUCAACACCAAAGGGCAUAAAGGAGCACUGUUUACAGAAAGUGAAUGACACACCCCCACUGGUCCGGGCUCAGUCUUCAGAAUGGAGCUGUGAAGGCCACGUAACCACAACAACUAAAGACCUUUAAGUUAUUAUAAAACCGAUCAAUUUGAACUGGGUGAAUAAAAUUUUAAAAAAGUAAUAAAAAAACCAAAACCCAUGAAUUUCAUUCCUUUAGAGAAGUUUAUUAAGCGCUUACGACACAUAGUCAUGAUUUCACGUGAUUUCACGAAGGUAGGAUUUUAAAUCUCCUACUUGGUAGUGGGGGCCAAGCUGAACCCCCCAACAUCAGCUGGAUCAUCUAGGAAGCAGUUAAAGCCCUCAUGUAGUAAAACAGAGGCACUGAAAAAUGAGAAAAGUUUUGCUCUGAUGAAUUUAUCUUGAAUUUUGCCAUUUCAGAAAUCCAGACAUGAGCAGCUUUAAUUUUGGCAUCCACAAAAUCUUAUUUUUAGGUACAAAUUAGGGAUUUUAUCUCUUUUUCUUUCUUUGGGUUUCCAGAGGUCUUAUUCCAGCCAGAAGUCCUUUCAUAAAGUCAGAGCAUAGUAAGAAGUUUCUUGCCGUCCUACAGAUGGCAGAUGAAGUUUUGGACAUGAAUUUUUGCUUCAGCACAAAUGUGGGCCAUAUAUUGUAUUCGCUAAUACAGUGUGACAGGGAUUGCCUCUGUUUUAAAGAUUCUCAUCUACUCUGUAAUUGCACAUAAAAUUUAAACGGCAAAGCAAAACAAUAACAGCAAGAAAAAUAACCGCAGGACACGGUAAGAGAAACUGAGCUAAUUGCCUUGAGAAAAUGUGCACUUAUGAUUUGCUCUGGACAUUUCUGUCUCCUGUUUCUCUUGCACACCGGGCACAGGCUGAGUCGUUUCCUUUGUCUUGCAGCUAGAAGGAUUGAAAUUAUCCAUAUCCAGCUAAGUCGAUUAUGCUUACAUCGAAGGUUGCAGCUUUGGUGCUUAGGAAGGCCAGCUAGUUUUGCUGUGUCGCAAGGGGAACCAGGGCAAGGGGAACCAGGGCAACGGAUGCUGCAUGAUUUAUGAAAACCCUUCACUAGGACUGUGGAGACAAUCAAAGUAUAUAUACUUCAGGGACGAUGGGUAAGCCUUUAUUGUAUGCAUAGCAUUUGAAGUACAAUCCCUACUUUCAGUAGAAGGUACACUUCUGUCCUGGGAAGCACGGGAGGUGGAAUCGAGAUGCAAUGUCCACACUUCUGUAACCACAUCUCUUCCGAGCCACCCCACCCACAGUGCUGAUUACCGAGGUUGGUGACAAAUACGAAAACGCAUUUUGGGUGUAUUUACUCUGUC
Messenger RNA from Ailuropoda melanoleuca (giant panda), 4049 nucleotides. RefSeq names its product monoacylglycerol O-acyltransferase 1 (gene MOGAT1). Gene Ontology annotation, cellular component: endoplasmic reticulum membrane. Gene Ontology annotation, biological process: triglyceride biosynthetic process; diacylglycerol biosynthetic process. The record is from RefSeq and is a predicted model, not a curated record. Gene Ontology annotation, molecular function: diacylglycerol O-acyltransferase activity. NCBI's taxonomy places the organism in Eukaryota, Metazoa, Chordata, Mammalia, Carnivora, Ursidae. The transcript is spliced from 6 exons. Bases 150 to 1157 code for a protein of 335 amino acids.